This is a messenger RNA of Nelumbo nucifera (sacred lotus), 1437 nucleotides long. RefSeq names its product Haloacid dehalogenase-like hydrolase (HAD) superfamily protein. Lineage: Eukaryota; Viridiplantae; Streptophyta; Magnoliopsida; Proteales; Nelumbonaceae. The record is from RefSeq and is a predicted model, not a curated record.
UUUGGGCGUUUGCCUGCUGAAUGCAAAUGAAAUUCCUUCUUCUUACCGGCAACGACACGUUCAGAAGGCAAGGGUUUUCAUCUAUUUAUGAAUCCAAUACGUAACUACCUCCCAAAACUAUAAAAAUAAAGCAUCCAUAGCAUACCACUCAGUCGUUCAGAAAAUAAAGAAAAAAAAAAAAAAAAAACGGAAGAGCGAAAAACUAACAGUAACAGGUGCUCCUGCGAGGCGCUCUCUCUCUCUCUCCGAGGGUUCUUCCGCGUAGACUGUUCUUAUGGACUGUACUAUCAGAAGCUCCUCUUUGCUUCCUCUUAGACCGACUUCUCCACUUCGAGUUUCGCAAUUCCCUAUAAAGCUAAGAUUGCAGAGAGGGAAGUGUCCGAGCUUGGUAAAGCAUUUGGGUAUUUGCAAGGCAUCGGAGUUCGAUUUAAAUGGUUGGGAGGAUGGGCUUCCGGUUCCACCGAAUAAGGUUUUCAUGGAAGAGGCAAUUGGAGCUGAAUAUGGCGAAGGUUUUGAGACUUUUAGACCAAACGGCCCUCUAAAAGUUGAUGUGGAUUUUCUAAACGACAGAUUACAGGAAGGAUUUCUUCAGAGAAUCCGCUAUGCCAUGAAGCCUGAUGAAGCUUUUGGUCUAAUUUUCUCUUGGGAAAAUGUCGUGGCAGAUAGUCGUGCCUUGAAGCUAAAUGCUUGGAAACAACUUGCCUAUGAAGAGGGAAAGGACCUUCCUGAAGAUGGUAAUGCGCAAAAAUUAAUGCUUUAUGCAGGUGCUGAUCAUGUACUGAAGAAGGUUUUGCUUUGGGACAAUGCAGGAGGUGAAUUAGACAGAUUGAAGUCUAGGCUGUCACAGUUAUAUUAUGAAAAUCUUCUUAAACUUAAUAAACCCAUGGAAGGAUUAGAAGAAUGGCUGGAUGCAGUCUCUACAGCUCGAAUCCCUUGUGCUGUUGUUUCAUGCCUUGACAGGAGAAAUUUGGUUGAAGCUCUGCAACGGAUGGGUCUAAAAAAAUAUUUCCAGGUAAUUGUGACAGAGGAAGAUGGGAUGGAAUCUAUAGCUCAUAGAUUCCUUUCUGCUUCAUUAAAGUUGGACCGGAAACCAUCAAAAUGUGUAGUUUUUGAGGAUGAUCCAAGAGGCAUAACGGCUGCUCACAACUGUACAAUGAUGGCUGUGGCAUUAAUUGGUGCUCAUCCUGCGUAUGAGCUUGUCCAAGCUGACAUUGCAGUUGCUAGCUUUAGCGAGCUUUCAGUGAUCAAUCUUCGAAGAUUAUUCGCACACAAAGGGUCUGCAUUCAUGGAUCUACAGAAGCAAAUUAUAGAAAAGGCUCCCUCUAAGAGGAAGCUUACCAUCGACACCAUCUUCUGAUUCAAUCUCCUUUUUUUUUUCCUUUUCCAUCUUUCUCCAAGUUUGGCAUGUAAUUAUGUAUUUUUGUAGGUCGCAUCUGU